Molecule: messenger RNA, 2065 nt
Organism: Daldinia decipiens
Lineage: Eukaryota; Fungi; Ascomycota; Sordariomycetes; Xylariales; Hypoxylaceae
Exons: 2
Coding region: 603-1607 (334 amino acids)
Source: RefSeq, a predicted model, not a curated record
GUUGUCUUAACAAAUACAUAGCCGCAGAGUCUUUAAAUUGAUGCGACAUUAGCUCGCUACCGUCGAAUCGCAGCGGCCAGAAACUGAAGCCUGAAAAGCACAGCCGCACUUAGACAUGUCGACGAGCUUCUCCCACCCAGUAGAUUAACCAACAACAGGGGUCCAAGCGAUCUGCUCGACGUUUCAUCCGGGGCGCUUAGGUACUAUGUAUUGACAUCGAGGGCGACGUCACUGUGUAAGACAGGGGAGGGGAGAGAGGGGACUUGCACAUACAUAUGUACAAAGGGCGGGCGGGAUUCCAGAACAAUUUGGUUAGGUUAUUUAGGUUAUGUUAGUUAAUGGAAACUAUUAUUUGCUCGCUUUCUUGUAGGUUCUUUAUGUUCCUUAUGAAACGUGGUUUAUUGCUCGUGGGUUUGGCGUUGAUAUAUAAUAUAUUUACCGCCACCCGCCAAAUUCGCUGCGUUGUUGCUGCGAGGGAGUGUUGCUACCAUUUUUGAAGUUGUUUAUCUCUCUAUCUCUCUCUUUUUCUCUCUCUUGAGACCUAGUUUAGACGAUUCGAUAAAGAACCUGUAGUACAUCUCGUAACCGUCCGCUUGUUCGCAAUGAACUGCACCGACGCGCCGGCCGCCGUCCCCAGCGAUGCGGGCAUCGCAGGCAUUGGCGUGCUCCUCUCCUUCAUAGUCACGGCCGCGAUAGCCCUCCUCAUCAGCGCCUCGCUGGUCUUCCAAGAAAUGUGCAACGCCCAGAAACCCUCCAUCCUCCGCCGCAAGCUGCUCAACUCGUACUCGGACCAGCAGAUCCUCACCGGCAUCGGCAUCCAAUCCGUCGGCCUGGCCAAACGGUCGAGCCUCGUCCCGUACCACUUCUUCCUCGUGUGGAUGCUUUCCCUCCUGUCCAUGGCCGUGCACAACGCCACCCUGCUCGCUCUCGCGCGCGACUUCCGCCGCGACUGGGUGCUCCGCUGGAUGCGCGAGCUGCUCAUGCUCGUCAACCUGGUGCUGUCGUGCACGUACGGGAUAUACAUCCUGCGCUCGGUGCAGCGCGGCAUCAACGACGCCACGUUCCCCGUCGAAUGCGCGUGGCGUCCGGAGACGCGGGACGGGGCCCCGGCCGGCAACGCGGCCGUCUCGUACGUGGGCACCGGCGCCGUGAUUGUGGGGAACGUGGUGAUUUUCGCGCUGGCGAUAUGGUAUCUGCACGCGCGCACGCGGCGCUUCUAUGCAGCGGUGCAGGCUGUCGGGCUGGUGCUCAUGGCGGCCUUUGCGGUCGGAGCGACUGUCCGCGUGGCGUACCUCGCCGAUGCGUUCGCGCUCUCGACGCCUAUCCGGCUGAGCGAUAGCGGCGAGCGGGAGUGGAGUUUCGGACAGUUGCUCUCGGUGGGCAUGUUGCUCUUGCCGCUGGCGACGGUGGUCGAGAUUCUAAGGGGCGAGAUCAAGUGCGCGCCGCCGCAGAGCGAUGGGGAUUACGAGGGGAAGGGUCGGUUGUUGGGCGAAGAAGAACAAGGGGAGGCGCAGGAGUUAAGGCCGGGUUUGCAGACCCAGGAACACCCGGGGUUCCAGCCCAGUCCACUUUCGAGGUCGGUGUCGAGUCUUUUGCAUAAAAAGUAGGAGGGAUGAGAGGAGAGAAGAAGAGAAGAGAACUGGAAGAAAAAGGAAGAAGAAGAGAGAGUAUGAGAAUGCUGGCAUAUGAUUUUUGACGCUUUAUGAGCGAGAUGAGAGAUACCCACUUACGCAUGCGAAUGAAUCGAUAAUAUCAUUUUUCCCCUUUUAUAUUUCUUUUCUCUUAUGGGCCGUCUUGGAUGAUGAGCCCGCGGCUUAUAUCGCAGCACAUGUUAAUCCGGUUCAGUUAUUAAAUACUGCCGACUUAAAAAUAAUAAAAAAGUAAUGUCAGUGCCUUACAUCAUAUCACUUAGUUGGACUUCAAAGGCAACGUCGGAUCAAGUGGACUUUGAGGGGCGAAUUAGAUUUAUGUGCCUGAAGUUACCUAACCUGUGUAGUGUUAUCGGAGAUGUUAUUGCGGAAUAAUAAUCAACUUCCUAUUUAUAGCCAGAUAUAGAUUAUACGAG